Molecule: messenger RNA, 1806 nt
Organism: Malaclemys terrapin pileata
Lineage: Eukaryota; Metazoa; Chordata; Testudines; Emydidae
Gene: CDC20B
Product: cell division cycle 20B
Exons: 12
Coding region: 1-1578 (525 amino acids)
Biological process (GO): positive regulation of ubiquitin protein ligase activity; anaphase-promoting complex-dependent catabolic process; positive regulation of anaphase-promoting complex-dependent catabolic process
Cellular component (GO): anaphase-promoting complex
Molecular function (GO): anaphase-promoting complex binding; ubiquitin ligase activator activity; protein binding
Source: RefSeq, a predicted model, not a curated record
AUGGAGUGGAAAUUAGAAAGAUCUGCUUCUAGGAAGGUCAAGACAGAUGAAGACAUGUUGUGGGAGAAAGUAAUGAAAACACUUGGGAAAGACCUUAAGCAGAUGAGAAAACAAAGUUUACAGAAGUUCACUAAGAUGCCCGAUUCAGGAAAGCCCACCUAUUCAAGAUUUAAAAGUUGCAUUGUGAAGAAACUGACGUGCAGUGUCCCUAUUGCUAGUAGCCCUAUCGUCACAAGAUGGCAGCAGACACACGCAAGAAAUCAUGCCGAGCAAACUUUCACAGAGUGUCAGCCUAUUAAUCUCUUUCCAGCUGAUGGAUCUGAGCUAGUAAGGACUCCUGAGAAGAUCUCAACAAUCCCAGUAUCCUUUCAGGUGCCUAUCAAAAAUUCUACCAACGAACCUUAUAUCAUUACUAAUGCCACAGCGAGGUGUCAUGAGACAACUUACUUACAAGGAAGAAAUAAAAGGAGAGCUGAAAUUGCAAAGAAGAGGAAAUGUCUUACCCAGCAGUUAAUAUUCCAAGAGGGUGGAUUCGACAUCCCAGAAAAUGACAGUAUAAAGAUCUGUGGAAACACUGAGUGUAUUUGGAAAGGCUGCCAGAAUGGAAUGCAUAAUGAAUUUACUGCUCACAGAGUUUCCACUAAUACCGAAUCUUUCAUACCAUUGGAGCCAGAGGUCAGGCUUCAUAUUAGUGGCUUCCGCAAUGAUUACUAUCUAAACAUACUGGACUGGAACCAGGAAAAUCUCAUUGCCGUUGCUCUAGGAUCUGCUGCACACAUUUGGAAUGGGGAAACCCACCGAAGCACCGAAAGAAUUAAUUUAAAUUCCAAUUUAAAAUAUAUUUCUUCUGUAGCCUGGAUAAAAGAGGGAACUUACCUUGCAGUUGGCACCAGUGAUGGAGAAGUGCAAUUAUGGGACAUUGAAACCAAAAAGAGGUUGAGAAACAUGUUUGGUCACCUGUCUGUGGUGGGAGCCAUGAGCUGGAAUCAUUGUAUACUUAGCAGUGGUUCAAGACUCGGAUUAAUUCAUCAUCAUGAUGUUCGGAUUUCUCAGCACCAUGUAGGGACCCUUUGCCAUAACAAGCAGAGCAUUUGCAGCCUGAAAUGGUCCACAAACAACAAGCUGCUGGCAAGUGGGUCCAGUGAUGGUCUAUUGAAUAUCUGGCCUAAUGACCCCGGUGCGACAGUGCAUUGCAAGCCAUUGAAAGCCAUACCCCAUGCCUCAGCAGUAAAGGCUAUGAACUGGUGUCCAUGGCAGUCAGAAAUCCUUGCGACAGGAGGUGGAAUGAAGGAUGGAUUUUUACGUAUCUGGGACGUAAGCACUGGGAAAAUCAUCGAAACCACAGACACAAAAUCUCAGAUUUGCUCCCUAUUCUGGUUACCCAAAACCAAUGAAUUAAUGACUGGACAAGGUCUCCCUAAAAAUCAGAUGAAAAUAUGGAAAUAUCCCACACUUACAAAUUCAACUGAUCUCUAUGGUCAUAAAGGAAGAGUCUUGCACAUAGCACUGAGCCCAGAUCAUAGCAGGAUCUUUUCUCUUGCAGCUGAUGGAAUGGCUUGUGUGUGGAAAUACUGCUAAUCUGGUGAAAGCAAGCACAGAAGCAAGGACUUUCAGAAGGAUUAUUCUAGUUAGUUGUGGCAACUUUUUUCCAUUGACUUUUGAAAGUGAGCCGUUAAAGGUUUUUGGCAAUGACAGUAAUACAAUGACAGUAAUGACAGUAAUCCAACAAAUCUUUCCAAAUAUUAAAUUCUUUCCAAAUGAAACAUGGAAUAAAGAUAACACCUUAGUUCAUUAUCACAUGGAAUG